CAGAUAUUACGAUCUCCGUUCAAACGGCGUCGUUUACCAGGUAUUCAAGAUUCUAGACCCUUCUUCUCAGUUCACCCACUUUCAAGUUCCUUUCGCUGUAGGAAGGUCGAAUUGAAUUCUAGGGUUUUCCGUAUCUUCGGUACUAGCGAUUCAAUCCGGUUAAUUUUCUUGAGAUAUGCCUCGGUACUACUGCGAUUAUUGCGAAACCUAUCUCACCCACGAUUCUCCAUCGGUGAGGAAGCAACAUAAUACAGGUUAUAAACACAAGUCAAAUGUGAGAAACUAUUAUCAGCAAUUCGAGGAGCAGCAGACCCAGAGCUUGAUUGACCAGAGAAUCAAGGAACAUCUUGGCCAAGCUGCAGCCUUUCAGCAGGUCCGUGCCAUUUAUAACCGGCAACUUAUAGCUAGACCUCGCCUUCCCAUUCUGCCUACUUCAAUCAAGCCCUCAAGCUCCUACUUCUAUAACCCACCGCUGGGUAUUAGACCCCCUAUUUUGCCUCAACCACUUGUCCCUGGUGCUCCAGGUUAUGUGGCAGCUCUGGGAAUGGCUCCAACGGUGGCACCUUCUCCUCCAGCAGCGGUUGCACCAUUGACUGUCCAUUGA
Tarenaya hassleriana is the source of this 604-nucleotide messenger RNA. RefSeq names its product U1 small nuclear ribonucleoprotein C-like. Gene Ontology annotation, cellular component: nucleus; U1 snRNP. Gene Ontology annotation, molecular function: zinc ion binding; pre-mRNA 5'-splice site binding. Lineage: Eukaryota; Viridiplantae; Streptophyta; Magnoliopsida; Brassicales; Cleomaceae. The record is from RefSeq and is a predicted model, not a curated record. Gene Ontology annotation, biological process: mRNA 5'-splice site recognition; mRNA splicing, via spliceosome; spliceosomal snRNP assembly.